AUGGAUCCCAAUUAUACUCCACCACCUCAUCCAUUUUUCGCAGCCUAUGAUAUCCUCCCUGCCCCUUUGCCGACAAUCGAAGAGAUCGCCACAUCGCAGGAUUUACUCAAAGCAAGCACCGGCCGUCGCAUCGUCCGAGUUGGACCUCAUUUCAUCGUCAAGUAUGGAAUGAAUGUUGACUUGAAAAAAGGCCAAAACAUGCUGUUCGUCAGACAGAAUUCGGCUGUACCUGUGCCAACACUCUACGCGCUUUAUUCUCACCACCAAGAGGGCAAGAAACGGCCUACCGUGUACAUCGUUAUGGAGAAUAUUGCCGGAGAGUCACUGGAGUCGGGCUGGAGCUCCCUCGAUCCUACAGCCAAGAGCGAUGUGGCCCGCCAGCUACGCCAGUGCUUUGAACAGCUGCGUCAGAUACCCUCGCAUGGCUACUUCGGGGGUCUUGGGAGACAGCAGUUCGAUUACCCGGUGUUUUGGACCGACGACGAAGGGUUUCGGCGGGUUUUUUCAGGCCCAUUCGACUCGGAAAGGCAAAUGCUCGACGCCAUGGUUGAAAAGUAUCGACAGAUAAACCGCAACUAUAACAAGGCCGAAUAUUACGCACGGGUCCUUUCUGUGGCAAUAAAGAACCAUGACCCGGUUUUCACUUACGGUGAUUUCCAGCGGAAAAACGUUGUUCGUAAGAGCGACGGGACAGUGGUUAUUAUCGAUUGGGAGGCAGCCGCAUGGUACCCAAGCUAUUGGGAAUAUGUGAUCACAUUAUAUGCUUGCCAUUGGAACGACGAUUGGCAAUUUUGGGUCCCCAAAAUGCUCGAUGAGCACCUAAACGAGUUUGGCUGGAUGAUCAUGAUGUUCAAUGAAUUGUGGUGUUGAGUUGAAGUGGCUGUUACUGCUUGUUUUAUGAUCAAUGGAGUUUACGCGAGUUUAUAAUCGUCUUUUAAUCAUCUUUUAACGUAAGCCGUGAAAGAGAGGGGGGACGGUAAAGGAUUAGACGAGAAAAUUAGUCACAACUCUUGUCUCUUUUUGUUACGACUGUGCAGUUGGCCCCUGCCAGUGCGUGCAUAUAAGGAUGGAAUCGGAACUAAUGAGACAGCGGUGUCAUUACUGAAGCUUUUGCUUCGUGGUGCAGCGGUUGCCCUAACUCGUUCGUAACACUUUUCUUUUUGG
Messenger RNA from Pyricularia grisea, 1164 nucleotides. RefSeq lists its product as uncharacterized. NCBI's taxonomy places the organism in Eukaryota, Fungi, Ascomycota, Sordariomycetes, Magnaporthales, Pyriculariaceae. The record is from RefSeq and is a predicted model, not a curated record. The coding region runs from base 1 to 870 and encodes 289 amino acids. The transcript has a single exon.